UCGGCUGCUUCUGUCUGUCAGAUUGAACAUGGCGGCCUCCUCAGCUUCACGUGAGCCGUUCACGCAGGGGAGUGAGCGCCCGGUGCUGAACAGCUGGCCCGUGCUGCAGAUAGCAGUGGAUAAUGGAUUUGGGGGCGUGUACGGGCAGCAGAAAGCCGAUUGGCUGGUGGAUGUGGUCCAGCAGUAUUUCCAUGACAACGCUGACCUGCAGCAGUACGAGGUCGAGGACUUCAUCUCUCAGCUGAUGGAUCAGGAGUUCGAUACAGUGGUUGAUGAUGGAAGUUUACCUCAGGUGUCCAAGCAGCUGAUACAGAUGUUCAGUCAGUGGAAGCAGGGGGCGCUGCAGCAGCUCUCACAUACUGUCCAAUCACUGACACAGAAGAAAACUCAGAGGGCAAAGGUCCACGGCCCCCGCCCACCCGAGUCCGACCAGGAGAGCGAUGAGGAAACGCAGAUGGAGUGUGAAGCAUCCAGUCCAUCAGUCAGCAAACAGACAGAUCAUCCUCCUCCUCCUCCUCCCUCUCAGGACGAAGAGGACGGAUGGACAGUGGUCCGUAAGAAGAAGUGAAGAGGAGGUCAGAAAGGGAAAAUGAACUGUUGAACUCAGAGAAUGAACCAGCUGACCUUUGACCUACAUGAUGGGACUUUGUGUGUGUUUGUUUUUUUAAAUAUCCUCCACCUCCUCCUGACACCAUAUUUAUAUAUUAUACCCAAACUGCUAAGAGGUCAGACCCGAAUCUUUUUUUAACCAGAUUCUGGUUUCUGUUGUUUUGUAUUAAAACUGUAGAAGCUGCUGUCAUGUGUGCCGUGUGAUGUCAUUAUACUACAUGAGUUACUGUACUAUUA
Molecule: messenger RNA, 846 nt
Organism: Scomber scombrus (Atlantic mackerel)
Lineage: Eukaryota; Metazoa; Chordata; Actinopteri; Scombriformes; Scombridae
Gene: tsr2
Product: TSR2 ribosome maturation factor
Biological process (GO): maturation of SSU-rRNA from tricistronic rRNA transcript (SSU-rRNA, 5.8S rRNA, LSU-rRNA)
Cellular component (GO): nucleus
Source: RefSeq, a predicted model, not a curated record